UGCGUUACCGAGCGGUCAGAUUCUGCCGCGAUUAGUGCCACAACGUCCAACGAUUCAAUCCGAUCCGCUCCGAUCCGGCACCGGUUUAGCACCAGCUCCUCCGUCUCGCUUUUAUUGCUGUUUUGCUUUUUAUUCCACGAUUCCCAUAUUCAAAUUAGCGAGAUACGUCGUCGUCCGUUAUCAGGGGCUGUGCCUGAACAUUUAUAGUAAGGGCUGUGCCAAAGGCCUUAUUUGAUAAGAAGCAAAAAAAUAAUAAUACUACACCAUAGAGAUCCAUCAGGACCUACACACACAUCUAUAUAUAUAGUAUAUAUAUUUAUUCGAGGAUGCAGCCUGUCAGAAGGAAAAGUCUGCUCUUCAUCCUAAUCGCCGCCGCCACCGUGUGCUCCAUUCGGGGUGACUUAAGUGAGGGUGAAGUCUGCAAUGUGACGAGUAGUAUACCCGGAAUCUGCCGCACCAUCAAUGAUUGUGAGCCUUUGAUUGAUGGCUACAUCAAGUCCGGUGCUUUGAGCCUCACCGAAGUGCCCAGCUGUGGCCUGACCGUCUGGGGGGAGAUCAUCUGCUGUCCCAUCACACCCUGUUGUCCUAAUGGCCCACCCACCAUUACCACCAGUAGCACUACCACCACAACGACAACGUUAAGACCUCGUCCAAGGGGUCCCUUGGUUCGUGCCGAUGUGUCCGAUGAGAUCACGGAUCGUCCAGCUGUGGCGGCUUGCAAAAAGAUGCAGGAGGAGCACCGGCUGAGAAACAUGAACCACACCCGCCUUGUUAUCCAUAUCGUAGGCGGUGUACCUGUGAAUCCCGGCGUAUAUCCCCACAUGGCGGCCAUUGCCUUCUUGACCUUUGAUCGUUUUGAGUUCCGUUGCGGUGGUUCACUGAUCUCAAAACGAUUUGUCCUUACCGCUGCCCACUGUGUCUACACGGAUAGCCUAAUGCCAGCCUUUGUCCGCUUGGGAGCGGUGAAUGUGGAGAUGCCGGACAAGAACUAUGUGGACGUCAAUGUGCGUAAUGUCACCAUCCAUCCAAACUAUGUGGGUAACAUCAAGUACAAUGAUGUGGCCAUUCUGGAGCUGGCCACUGAAAUCACCGAAACGGAUAACAUUCGUCCUGCUUGCCUGCACACGGAUCCCAGGGAUCCGCCCUUGAACUCCACGCUCUUUGUGGCCGGCUGGGGUGUCCUCAAUGUGACCACUCGCGUUGUAUCCAAGAUCCUGCUGCGAGCUGCCCUGGAGCUCGUGCCUCUGGCCCAAUGCAAUAUAUCCUAUUCGGAGCAGCCCGGUGCUGUUCGGAAUUUAAAGGAGGGUGUCAUUGAUUCUUUACUGUGUGCGGCGGACAAGAAACAAAAGGCGGAUGCCUGCCAGGGCGAUUCCGGUGGUCCACUCAUCCGGGAGGUGGACAUCGAGGAUGGCAUCUACACCAUUUUGGGCAUUAUUAACUCGGGCUUUGGGUGUGCCACCAAGACGCCGGGUCUCUACACCCGUGUGGCCUCCUUCCUGGACUUUAUCGAGCGAAUCGUUUGGCCGGAUAAUCAGUUACUGUAAUGGGCUUGGAAUUAAAGCUCCAUCAUACACCAAAAAAAAAAAAAAACAAAAU
Molecule: messenger RNA, 1596 nt
Organism: Drosophila serrata
Lineage: Eukaryota; Metazoa; Arthropoda; Insecta; Diptera; Drosophilidae
Product: serine protease persephone
Biological process (GO): proteolysis
Molecular function (GO): serine-type endopeptidase activity
Source: RefSeq, a predicted model, not a curated record